CCGUUGGUUCUUGCAUAUCAUCUCGCUAUGGACUGGAAUCACGACGACUGGGUUUGCUCCGCAGGGCGAGAGUUGCCUUGUGAAUUCCACCUAAAUGAAACAGAUCCAGCCAUAGGCCUGCGAGAGUCUACGCACCUUCCAAGCUGCUGUCUCCCAUGACUCUUCCAAGCAUGGCUUGCGCUUUGUUGCUGUCUUCUCGAAUUAACUUUUCUCUGGACCCGCGUUUGAUCGAUUUCUGCCGCUGAAUGAGAGAAGCUCGCGCCGUGCUGCGCACUGCUCGUCAGAGUGGAAGGUUCACCCGAGGAGCCAAUUGGCGGAGGGGAGUCACGUGACCACGUUGUGCCAAUGUUCUUCUACAACGGUGUCAGGACCCUGUCAGCUAGUGAAAUAAACACUGGGAAACGGCGAGAUGCAAAAGGCGACCUACUACGACAGUUCGGCAAUUUACAGCGGCUACUCCUAUCAAAGAGCGAAUGGCUUAGGUUAUGAUGCCAAUCCGCAGCAGUAUCUUCACGUGGAUAGUGACUACCUUCGACCAGCCUGCUCCCUACAGUCCCCGGCAGGCUCCGCGACGCUGCACAAACCCAGCGACAUCACAGAAGGCUGCGUGCAGGGCGAAGGCACUCAGGAGAGCCCAGCACCCGACGGUGAUCAGCCCACCACGGUGUCCGUCGGGGCGCCGUCCCCCAGUGCCCUAACCCAAAACUCAAGCAAUGGCCACAGUGCUAAGAACCAAGGUUCCCCAACAUCGGCCACCCGGAAGCAAAUCUUCCCCUGGAUGAAGGAGUCACGUCAGAACACCAAACAGAAAUCCUGUAGCACCAGUUCAGCAGAAAGCUGUACUGGAGACAAGAGCCCGCCACACUCCGCCGCUUCAAAACGUGCCCGGACCGCGUACACGAGCGCACAGCUGGUGGAGCUCGAGAAGGAGUUCCAUUUCAACCGUUACCUUUGCCGCCCGCGACGAGUAGAGAUGGCUAAUCUACUCAACCUGACAGAACGCCAGAUAAAGAUCUGGUUCCAGAACCGCAGGAUGAAGUACAAAAAAGACCAGAAAGGGCUCGGGAUGUUGCCGUCACCUGGAGGACAGUCCCCGCACAGCCCUGUUCCUCCGCCUUCAGGUGGAGUGGGAGGAGGAGGGGGUGGAUAUUUAGGUUCAGUGCAUUCGAUGGUAAACAGCGUACCCUACGAUGCACCGUCCCCAACAUCCUAUAGGAAAUCUCAGUCUAACGCAUACAACCUUCCUACGUCAUAUCCACCAACUCUUAACACUUCCUUAAGCAAUUGCCCGCCUUCUCAGAAGCGGUAUCCGGGGACCGGCGCAGCCACGCCCGAGUACGAUACGCACCAUCUCCAAGGCAACAAUAACUACGCGACGCAUGUGCAGGGCAGUCCUGUGUAUGUCGGUGGCAAUGGAAACUACAUGGAUAGCAUGGGCAGCACGGGAGCCUCAGUGUUUGGCCUAACACAUCUCUCACAGCCUCCGCAUGGCAAUAUCGACUACAACGGUGCAGUUACCAUGGGGAACAGCCAUCACCGUGGGCCGUGCGAGCCAGCUCCGUGCACGUACACGGACCUUACACCGCACUACUCUCAGGGAAGAAUUCAAGAAGCGCCUAAACUGACUCAUCUGUAGUCUGGGAUUAUUCCCCCUUUUGCUUUCUCUGUUCACUGGCGCGUGCCCUUCACUGCUCAAUCGCCACAGUCAAUCUUACGUUUUGUUUCUUAUAAUUUUCUUGAAUGAAGUAGUUUAGUAUUUUUUUUUUUUAAAUAUAGUGUUAUAGUUCCACAGCCUUAGUGGCCCGUGUUGGGCUCCAUGCGACAGCACAUAUAUGCCUAAUGUUAUCUUUAUUUCAUCAUAUAUAUAUAUAUAUAUAUAUAUAUGAAAAAAAA
Electrophorus electricus (electric eel) is the source of this 1893-nucleotide messenger RNA. The record is from RefSeq and is a predicted model, not a curated record. NCBI's taxonomy places the organism in Eukaryota, Metazoa, Chordata, Actinopteri, Gymnotiformes, Gymnotidae.